CUCACUUAUGGGUCGGAAGCGCUGCGUGGGGGAGAUUGUUCCAAGAUGGCGGCGGGUUGCUGUGGGGUGAAGAAGCAGAAACUGUCCAGUUCGCCCCCCUCCGGCUCGGGCGGCGGUGGUGGCGCCUCCUCCUCCUCCCACUGCAGCGGGGAGAGCCAGUGCCGAGCCGGGGAGCUGGGACUAGGAGGCGCCGGGACGCGGCUCAACGGGCUGGGCGGGCUGAGCGGCGGCGGCGGCAGCGGCGGCGGCUGUACCCUCUCUCCCCCUCAGGGCUGCGGCGGCGGCGGCGGCGGCGGGGGCAUCUCGCUGUCUCCACCUCUGAGCUGCGGAGUGGGAACCCUACUUUCUACUCCAGCCGCCGCCACUGCCUCCUCGCCGUCCUCCUCGUCCUCAUCCCCGGGCUCCAGGAAGAUGGUGGUGUCAGCGGAGAUGUGCUGCUUUUGCUUCGACGUGCUCUACUGUCACCUGUAUGGAUACCAGCAGCCCCGGACCCCCCGCUUCACCAACGAGCCCUACCCACUGUUUGUAACAUGGAAGAUUGGUCGAGACAAAAGAUUGCGUGGCUGCAUAGGUACUUUUUCUGCCAUGAAUUUGCAUUCAGGACUCAGGGAGUACACACUUACCAGUGCCCUUAAAGACAGCCGUUUUCCACCAAUGACAAGGGAUGAGCUGCCACGGCUUUUUUGCUCAGUGUCUCUGCUCACUAACUUUGAAGAUGUCUGUGACUAUUUGGACUGGGAGGUGGGUGUGCAUGGCAUUAGAAUAGAAUUCAUCAAUGAAAAAGGAUCAAAACGCACCGCCACCUACCUACCGGAGGUUGCAAAGGAACAAGGAUGGGACCAUAUUCAGACCAUAGACUCCUUACUGAGGAAAGGAGGGUAUAAAGCUCCAAUUACUAAUGAAUUCAGGAAAACCAUAAAGCUGACCAGGUACCGCAGUGAAAAGAUGACCUUGAGUUACGCUGAAUACCUUGCUCACCGCCAGCAUCAUCACUUCCAAAAUGGCAUUGGGCAUCCCCUUCCGCCAUACAACCAUUAUUCCUGACACUGAGCCGCACAACCAGUCAGUGGGCCUCUCUGCAGACCUCUUCCCAGGAGACCCUACACCUUCUUGGUCUAGCUAUCUCUUUUACUGUACCAUUUUAUGAUGAUAGUUUCCGUUGCCAUGGUGAAGCUUUGACAUAGUCAGUUAAGACCAUCAUGGUAACGGGUAGGAGAAUGAUAUUUGUUAAGAAGAUCGCAUUUUAUUAAUUUACAUCACUGAUUUUUUUGCAGCACAUACAGCUUUUCUUUUCUUACAAUAUUAGGUAUAUUUUUGCUUUACUAUUUCAGACAGGUUUCUGUUUUCUUUCUUUUUUGCUUCCUCCUUCUUUUGACUGUGGAUGGAAGAAAAUAUGCAGUUUUUGAGGAUUUAUUAGGUUUGUCUUUAAGACAGUCAUUUUUUGAUAGCUGAGUUGGGGAUUAAUUCAUAACAAAUUCAGGUAUUUGUAUAUUACUCUUGAAUUUGCCUAAAAUUCUCUUUGCUAUGACAGUUUAUUAAUUGGGUCAAGAACACGUUUUUCCCAUGGUUAAAAUAAGUGAGCUUUAGUUUACGUAAUGAACAUUCAAAGGUCCAUGACAGGACUUGUCACAGAGAGCAAGAACUCAUUUAUGCCUUCUGUGCUGGUUAUUGUAGAAGAGACUGCCUCAUGUUAUAGAACCAACUUACAAACUAAAACACUGUUUUAGAAAAGCAUACGCUACCUUUCAAAUGGGCUGCAGAAAUCAUUUUGAAAGGCAGCCAAUAUUAGGAAGAGAUCAGAUGCAGAAUUUAGUGCCUUUGAAAAGACUAUAAUUAAGUCAAAUUAAGAGGGGUUUAAAAAGGCAAUUUAGAGAACUAUUCUUAUAAAUUUUUAUUGUUUCUAUAUAAGAAACAGCAGAUUACACAAAUUCCUUACUCCAAAGUAUUUUUUUAGCUGAAAAAAAAUUAUUUUGAGCAGAUAACCAAAAAGACAUUUGUCUAUUUUGUAUUAAUUUAAAUUUGUUAGUUUUAGGUUUCAAUGAGUCAUAAUUGGUCAGAGACAACUUUAGCUACUAUCUAAGAUGUGAUAAAGAUAAUCUAGUGAAACAAAAGUUCAUGCAUACUAUGAUUUCAAAUUUUUCUCUCAUGGAGACAAUGCUGAGUUUCAGAGAAUCUAUAAAGAGUUUGAAUCUCUUUCUGCACUACAUACUUUUGAUAGAAACACAUUUCUAUGUUGACAGAUAUUGUGUUGGACCUGUAAGGAUGGCAUUCAGAUAUAUUAAUUAGAACCCAGCCCAGUUAUAGGGCUAUCCUUCCCAUGGCACAAUCAAAGAGAACUUACCAAUGUCAAUGGGAAGCCCUUAUGUUUAUCCCCAGGAAAACCCACAGAUGAUUUUGGCAAAAGAUGACCUUUGUUUAUGGUAGUAUAUAUGCAUAUAUAGGUAUAUAGAUAUAUAUUUGGGAAAUAUAUAAUUUUUUCAAACAGGAAGUCAAUAUAACAAGUGGUGAAUGAAUUUAUGCUGCAGAAUGUAUAUUCUAAAACUAUGACAUACCGCUGAUUAUUGAAAUGUUCAAGCUUAUACAUUUAAUUGCUGUGACAAGUGACAGGCUGGUAGUUCAGAAAAUCUUUUUGCAGUUUGUAAGUUUAUUGGCUGAAUUCAUUCUCUUUGUCACCAGGGCAAAGCUUCAGUUUUUGAUGAGAGUUCUUUAAAGUUUGGUACUCCUUCAUCCACAGCAUCCAUUGUUGAAGUAACCAUUUUCAGUUCUGAUGCCUUAAGUAAGAAGCCAAUUGCUAGCCUGAAAGGCACUCUCAGUAGCCAGUUCCAACGACUGUAGAGACAAAAUAAGCUGCUGAGCUUUAGAAAGAACAAGCUUUAAAGUUCUGUUGUUUCUACCUGGACACAUUUUGGGAAUAGAUUAGUCUUUCAGUAUAAAAGCAAGUGCUGGCUACCUGAUGUUUCUUGCCCUUAAAGGGAAAGUAAGCACAAGCUAAAUGGUAUUGUCUGCUGCAAAAAAAGAAAAAGAA
Molecule: messenger RNA, 3025 nt
Organism: Acomys russatus (golden spiny mouse)
Lineage: Eukaryota; Metazoa; Chordata; Mammalia; Rodentia; Muridae
Gene: Ammecr1
Product: AMMECR nuclear protein 1
Exons: 6
Coding region: 46-1044 (332 amino acids)
Cellular component (GO): nucleus
Source: RefSeq, a predicted model, not a curated record